Molecule: messenger RNA, 6420 nt
Organism: Aphidius gifuensis
Lineage: Eukaryota; Metazoa; Arthropoda; Insecta; Hymenoptera; Braconidae
Gene: Kdsr
Product: 3-ketodihydrosphingosine reductase
Exons: 2
Coding region: 127-1128 (333 amino acids)
Biological process (GO): sphingolipid biosynthetic process
Cellular component (GO): endoplasmic reticulum membrane
Molecular function (GO): 3-dehydrosphinganine reductase activity
Source: RefSeq, a predicted model, not a curated record
ACAGUCAAACAUAACCUCGCUCACUACCGGCUGAUGCAUAUAGAAAAAAGUCAAACAGUCUAUAUCGUCGUGGCAAGUUUAUUUAUAAAUAAACAUUAUUAAUUAGAUAAAAGAAAUUUUUGAAAAAUGGGAGUUUUACUUGGUGUAUUUUUAAUUGUCUUUGUGCUAUUAAUUGUUGGACUAAUUUUGUCACAAUUAUUUUGGCGUAAACGUCUAAAAAAUAUUCAAGGACAACAUGUUGUGAUUACUGGAGGUUCAAGUGGAAUUGGUAAAUCAUUUGCAAUUUUAGCUGCUAAAAAUGGAGCAAAUGUAACAAUCAUUGCAAGAGAUAUAAAAAAAUUAGAAACAGCUAAAAAUGAAAUUCAACAUUCAUGUCAAAAUAAAGAUAAACAAAAAAUAGAAUAUUUAUCUCUUGAUGUAGCAAGUAGCUUUGAAAAUAUUGAAAAAUCAUUUAAUGAGCUAGAAAAAAAUUCAGGACCAAUAUUUAUGUUGGUAAAUUGUGCUGGAAAAGCUAUUGGUGGUAAAAUUGAAGAUUCAAAAAUAGAUGAUGUUAAAUUCAUGUGGAAUUUAAAUUUUUUGGGUACAUAUCAGUGUAUUAAAGCUGUUGUUCCAAGAAUGAAAAAUUCAAGAGAUGGAAUAAUUAUAAUAACAUCUUCAAUGGCUGCAUUUUCUGGAGUAUUUGGUCUAUCAGCUUACAGUAGUACUAAAUUUGCACUUCGAGGACUUGCAGAGAGUCUCAAAAUGGAAUUGAAUCCUUAUAAUAUUUUUGUAACUAUGGCAUUACCACCAGAUACUGAUACACCUGGUUUUGCUAUUGAAGAAGCAACAAAACCACUUGAAACAAAAUUAAUAAGUGAUUCUUGUGGUACAUUUAGUCCUGAUGUUGUUGCCAAUCAAAUGCUUGAAGAUUCAUUGGCUGGAAAAUUUUUUUCUACUGUUGGAAUGGAAGGAUUUUUACUUGGUUUUCUUUGUGCUGGUAUGUCACCAGUAUGUUCAAUUGGACAAGUCAUUUUGGAAUUUUUAUUGAUGGGAUUUUGUAGAAUUAUUGGUGCUUGUUAUCUUGCUACUUUUAAUAACACAAUUAAGAAAUGCAUGAAGACUCGUGAUCAAAAUAAAAAAUGUGAAUAAAAUCAUAUGUAUUUUUAAAAACAUCUUGAAAUAUCAAUUCAAUUUAUUUUGUCUUUUUUUUUUUAUAUUUAACAAUCAGUAUUUUUUUUAAUAUAAAAAAAAAGCUUCAAUUAAAAUAUGUAACUAGUUUAUUUGUCAUGCAACCAGAAAAACAAAUACACUGGAAUUUAAAUUAAUCAAUAAAAAUUUCUCAGGGCAUUUUCGUCAUUUCGAUUUUACCAAUAAAAUACUAUAAGUUUCAUUGAAAAAGGUAUAUGAAGUAAAUAAUAAAUUGCUUUAUUCAAAAUAAAAAUAAAUAAAGUAAAUAAUUUUUUUUUUUUUUUUCAAUUGUAAACAGUUUACUUUUAUUUGAUAUCCCGUAAUUUUUUUUUUUUUAAUUUUUCCCAAAUGUUGUUUAUUAUAAGCCUCAUGGUUUUUACACACAUAAAACUGGGACUUUUUUAUUUUGGUUUUAUUUUUUUUAAAUUAUCAUUAAUAUUAAUUUUUUUUAUUUUUUUUUUCAUGUCAUUAUGCCACAAUAUAUUUAAAACAAUAGGAAUAUGAUCUUUUUAUGUGUAAAUUUUAUUUUUUAAUUGAUGGCAAUGAAUAAAGUUCUACCUCAGUCGAAUCACCCUGAUUGUUUACUUUAUUUAUUCAUUUUUAUAGAUUUUUUUUCGUUAAUUUUCUAUUUUAAAAAAAUUGAAAUUAAUUUUUUUUUUUUAGCAAUUUAAUAUACAUUGCGCUAAAGUGAGACUGACAAUAGAUACUCAUUCAACUCCACUUUGAUGAUCCGCAUUUUAAAGUCAAAGACAUCUUUGGUCUUUUAUUAAUUUUUUUAUUUUUUAUUUUUUCAUUCUUGCAAAGUGAAUUUCAAUUGUAAAUGCAAUGAUUAUUUAUUCACACUCAUUCUAUUUUUUUUUUUUUUCAAUUGAGCUUGCAUAAACAUUUAUUUUUUGUUGUUUUAAUUUUAUGUUUUUUUUCAUUCGUACAAUUUGUCUUUGAAGUCUAGGCAUCAUAUCGAGGAUUUAAUUUAUUAUAAAUAAACUUAAUAAAUCCUUGAGACAAGGCCUGCUUCGAGGUCAACUUGUUAUUAAUAAUUUUAUAUAUUUUUUUUUUUAUAAUCUUAUCUAUUAUUAUUUUUCAAUUAUGUCCAUUCAUUCGCCCGCUCGACAAAUUAGUAGAAAUUUUUCUAUAUAAUCAUAGUGUUUUAUUUUUUUUUUUACUUUAUAUCUUUGAUUAUUUUCAUCGAGCGUUCGAACCAGUGGACGCGACUUAUCACCGCUUAUGUAAACAUAAUAUUUAUUAUCAAUGGACGAUGCGCAAUAUAUUUUUUAUUUAAUUUUUUCAAAAUUUUGAUGUGAUUUAUAAUUUCUUGUCUAUUACCUCGAAGCCUUCAAUUGGAUAAUAAUACUUUAUUGUUGUUGUUUUUUUUUUUUUGUUAUUAUACAUCUGCCAAAAUUCGGUUUAUUUGACUUUUAAAUUUUUCGACACAUACUCAUAUAGGUAGGCAUACGAGGACACGUCAAAGAAAUUAUUUUUAAAUUAAUAUACAAUUUUUUAUAUUCACAAAAUAAUUAUAUUUAAAAAAAAAAUCGAAUUUUUCAAUUAGUUUGAUGGGUUGUCAAUCGAAUGUCAAUUAAAUGUUCGACUUUUUUUUUUUUUUUUUUUUUUUUUAAAUAAACAACUAUUAACCUAUUGUUUAAAUAAAAUCAAUAAAAAUAAAAAUUAACAAAUAAAUAAUUUACAUAUAUAUACUAAUUAUAUAAAAUAAAAAUUUUUUUUUUAAAUUUAUAUUUUUCGACGUAUUCUCGUAUUAGUCAAAAAAAAAAAAAAAAAAUUAUUAUUUCAUGACAAUUAUUACCGAGUAUACUUUGUCAAUGAGCCUGACACUUAAGACGGAUUGUGGGGCGUAUAAUUAAAAUAAAAAAUUAAUAAUAAAUCAGUCGAUCUUGAUAAAUCCACACGAUGAAUUUUAAUUUUUUUAAAAAUUUCUAAAAAUUAUCAUUCAUUGUGUAGAAAAUUUCAAGUUCCAUCAAGCGCACAAAUAAAAACAAUUUAUUAUUAUUAUUAAUAUUAUCAUUAUUAGUAUUAUUAUUAAUAUUAUUAUUAUUAUGACUAUUUUCUAAAAAUAAAAAAGAAUUUGAAAAAUAAUAAAAACAAAAACAAUUUGAGAUAUAUUUUUUUUUUUCGAAUUCUUUUUUAAUUUUAUUUUUCAUUAGUUUUCGAAAUCAACUCAAGGCAUGGUGUUUUUAAUACCUACAAUAGACAUUGGUACAAAAAUUCAAUGCUGCUACAAUAUUCUAGACAAAUUUUUCAUAUAUAUAUAUAUUUAUAUAGAUUCAUUCAUUUUCUGUAUAUAUAAUUUUUCUUUUUUUUUUUUUGUCUCAUGGUUUUGGUAUUUUUUUCUUCAAAGAAAUAACGGGGACGAUUCUCAUCAUCUUCUGCGUUUUCGUGGAGGCAAACACGCGUUUAAAUAUAUUUAUUUAAUUAUCUAUUUAAUCGCGAGGCCACCCGAGAAAGAGAAGAUUUUUUUUAUUAAUUUUUUCUUUUUUCGUUAAUGUUUUUUCUAUAUAAAAAAAAAAAUUAUGAAUAAUAUUGAGAAUUGGUCCGAGUUACAUCUUUUUUUUUUUAAAUGAAAUUGUGUCAUUCGACCAACGCUAGAGUGGCGUCAGUCCAACAAACAAACUUUUCUUUCCGUCCUUUUUUUUUUUUAAUCUUUUUUAUCUUUUAGUUCUUUAGCCAUCAAUAAUUAUUGGUUAACAAUAGUAACAGACAAUAUUCAUCUAGUGUCGUUUUUAUUAAAUUUUAAUUUCGCUCAUUCUUGAAAUUUCAGUGUCUAAAUUUCAUUCAUGUUUUAUUAAUCUUUCAAAUUUUUAUUUCUUUUUUAGUAAUUAUUAAUUCUUAUUAUUAUGUUGUUAUUAAUGUGUUACAUUAAUAGCAGCGUGUGGCCAGCCCAUGCUAUCCUUUAGUCAAUUUGACAAUUUUUUUUUUAAAUUAAAAUACAUUCAAUUUUGUCAUGAAUUUUAAAUUUAAUUAUAUAUUAUUUUCUUUAAUUUAUCGCAUAAUAAUUUUUAUCAGCAAUUGAGCAUUAAUUUUCCGACAAAUUAUCUUACAUUUUUCAUUUUUUUUUUCUAAAUAAUUAUCAAAAUACAAUUUUUUUUUUUAAUGAUGAAAUUAAAAUAAACAACAAUUAACAAUUUUUGAUAAAACAAAUUUACAAAUUUUCAUAAUAUUAACGAUAAUUUUUUUAACUACUAUUAUUAUUCUUUUUUAAAAGUCAAAUUAGCUUGCUGAUUUUUCAAAAAUUUAAUUAACGGUUAGCACAGGCGGCCAGACUCAAAUUUGUCUGGUUUGAUUGUUUUUUAAAUUUUUGUAGCGUGUGUUUGUUUUUAAAAUUUUUCUUUAUAUGAUUCAGAAAUUACACAGUAAUGUAGUUAAUUUAAUGUAACACGUACGGCAUAUUAUAAUAAUUAAUGUAUUGUUAUUUAAAACUAAUUUAUUUACAGACAAUCACAUGAAUCAUAUAGGUAAUCUAAAUAUCGUUCGUAUAAUUUUUGGUUUAUGAUUUUCUUUAUUUAUUCAUUUUUUAGUCUCUUUAAUUUUAUUUUUCGCAUUAUUCUGAUUUUUUUUUUGUUGUAACUCUGCCUAGCAAAUUCAAUCCCUAAUCACCAACUUGACCCAAAAAAAUUUCGCUAAAAGUAUCCUCAUUUUUUGAAUUUAAAAAGAAAAAUAUUUUUUUUUCAUUUCCAUUGAGCUGAAAUUUGUUCAAUACUUGUUAUUUUUUUUUUUUUCUUUCUAAAUCCUUUCAUUUGGUUUUCCUUUUUAAAUAUCAUUUACUAUAUGUAAUAUAUAAACAAGCAACAACAUGUAAAUAUUUUUUUUAAGGCAACGUCAUUUCAAGUUCUUUUUAAAAAAAAAAAAAAUUAAAUAAACAUAUAUAAGUACAUAUUAAUAAAAGUAAAAACAAGUGCUCAGAUAUAUUUACGAUUUUCGAUGAAUAUCUUUUAAAACACGAUGAAUAAAAAUAUAUUUUUUUUUAUGAUUGCUAUUAUUGGCAAAUCUUAAUUGGAUCUACACAGUUAUUAUUAUUCUUUCAAAUUUUUUUUUAACUAUAAUCACCACUGAAGAGACUUGAAAAAAUUAAUGUUAAUCUUUUUUUUUUCUUUUUUACUUUUCACGAACACAUGUUUGUUAUAUAUCUUGAUGUAAUUACACGCAUUUAAAAAAAAAUAAAAUUCAAAGAAUAUUUCAAUUAAUCACAAUGAAUUUAAAAAUUAUAAAAUAAAUAAUAAUUUUAUUUAAAUAGCAAUUGUUUAUGUGAAUAAAUUAGUAGUAGAAAAUAUUUCUGAGCAUUGUUUAAGAACUGAAACAAUGAGCCUUUAAUAUUUUAAAAUAAUUUUUUCGAUUGAUUUUUAUUUAUGAUUCUGAUGAAUGAAUAAUGUCAAAACAAUAUUUGCUUUUAUAUAUAUAUCCAAUUUUAUAUAAACAGGAUUAUUAUUGUGGCAAAUUGCUUUGUUUAAUCAGUCAUCAGAAGCUUAUUUAAUAUUGAAACAAUUUUAAAUACAUAAUAGCUUUAUAUUAAAUUCAUAUAUUGUAAAUUUAAUAAAAUUUUUUAAAUGUGUUUAAUUUAAACUCAAUGUACAAUGUACAUACUCAAUAUAUUUAUUCAAUAUUAUAUGAAAUUUUCAACCAUAUUUAAUUUAUUAUUUUUAACUGUUUAUCAUCUCGAUUAGCCAACAGUGUCAUUAGUGUCACAAACAAUUAUUGUCACUCAUCAUUACAUUUCCGGCAAUUUAAUUUCAUCAAUUAUUUAAUAUUUUUUUUUUUUGUUUCAUUUAUUUAUUUAUUUAUUUUACUUUAUCGAGAUAAUAAUCAGGCAAAUGGUCGUCGAGUAUAUACACUGUGAAUUUUUAUUUUUUUUUUUCAUUAAUAAAUUAUCACUUUUAAAAUAUUUCAUCGAACAAAUUUCAAUUCAUUUUGAGGAUACUUUUAUCAAUCAAUAUCUGUCAAUUUAUAUUAAUUAAAAUAUCAUAAAAAAAAAAAUGAAAAAUACUCCAAGUCAAAAAUGUUAUAUACAAUUUUAAUUUAAAUUUUUUACUAUAGGCAAAUAAAUAUUUCAAUUACUUUCUUUUAUUUUUUUUGUGCUUUUCUUAUUUAUCUUGAAUUUUGAUACAAAACAUAAUAACACAAAUAUUUUUUAUCGGAUAUAAGAAAGAAAAAAAAUCAAUAAAAGAGUAGAUUGAUUGUGUUGAGGAGUGUCGUGGAGCAAUAUCAAAAUGAAAAAAAAAAAAAAAAUUACAUUUGAAAGGCAAA